AGUUAAAUGGGAGUUGUGGUAUUUAUGAUCCAAACACAUUUAAAAUAUCUAUAGGAUGUUUAUAUAAGAUGUCUAUGAAUGUAGAAGAUGAAAGGAAACUACAUGAAGUCGUGUGAAAACAUGAAAGUUAUUUUCAUUGGUGGAACAACAUGUUGUUGUAACCUAUGGCUUUGAUCUAAAUCACCAGUGUGUUGGUAAAAGGUGGGGUGAUAUAAUCGAGGGAUAAAACAAGUUUCACACAAAUGUUGGUUCAUCAUAUUGCUAUCCCUGUAUUAGAGUGAAGAUGUUUAGACAUGCAGUGGUCGUUGUUUUCAUCCUUGUUAUUAAUAUUGUUGGCGGACAAAAGAAACAUCUUAACAAGUUCUGUCCGUUUACAUUGGAGCAAUGCAAUGAUGAACCUUACAACAAACUAAAGUCGUGCAAACUAGCUUUGAACAAGCCUGACAAACUGAAGGAAAUAUCCGACAAAUAUUUAUGUUCGACGCGCGACAAGUUGAAUCAAAUUCCGGAAACAAUUACAAAACGUUCGAUUGAACGGAGCAACAACCGAACAAGGAGAUCAGCUUUGUGCAACAUUUGUACCAGAAGUUCCAACCAACAGAUUAUAUACGGAGCAUUAGACGCUCAGUUUGGGACAAAUGCCUUUCUUGAGCUGGUUCACAACCCAGCUGAUAACUUGUACCAGACGUUGACCAUUCAAAGUUGUGACACUACAUUAGAAGCAAGUGCAGGGGGCCGUGUACACACUUGCACAAAACAAAUGCUUGAAUUCACUGCAGCUGUAUGGGUGGGGGGGUACGAGGCGGUUGUUCAGUUGGUCAAGUAUCCAACAUCGUGUGCGUUUCAAUAUAAAUGUGUAUAACAUGUAACUUGUGUGUUGUGUAUAACAUGUAACUUGUGUGUUGUGUAUAACAUGUAACUUGUGUGUUGUGUAUAACAUGUAACUUGUGUGUUGUGUAUAACAUGUAACUUGUGUGCUGUGUAUAACAUGUAACUUGUGUGCUGUGUAUAACAUGUAACUUGUGUGUUGUGUAUAACAUGUAACUUGUGUGUUGUGUAUAACAUGUAACUUGUGUGUUGUGUAUAACAUGUAACUUGUGUGUUGUGUAUAACAUGUAACUUGUGUGCUGUGUAUAACAUGUAACUUGUGUGCUGUGUAUAUAUUUUCAUGACUUUAAUUGUUGUGCUUGUAACAUUGCUCCUGGGUUACAUAUAAUACAACAAACUGCCACAAAC
This is a messenger RNA of Ciona intestinalis (vase tunicate), 1236 nucleotides long. RefSeq lists its product as uncharacterized. Lineage: Eukaryota; Metazoa; Chordata; Ascidiacea; Phlebobranchia; Cionidae. The record is from RefSeq and is a predicted model, not a curated record.